Cucumis melo (muskmelon) is the source of this 1403-nucleotide messenger RNA. RefSeq names its product nuclear pore complex protein NUP35. The coding region runs from base 294 to 1286 and encodes 330 amino acids. Gene Ontology annotation, molecular function: structural constituent of nuclear pore; single-stranded DNA binding; phospholipid binding. The transcript has 4 exons. NCBI's taxonomy places the organism in Eukaryota, Viridiplantae, Streptophyta, Magnoliopsida, Cucurbitales, Cucurbitaceae. Gene Ontology annotation, cellular component: nuclear pore central transport channel; nuclear pore nuclear basket; nuclear membrane. Gene Ontology annotation, biological process: nuclear pore organization; NLS-bearing protein import into nucleus; regulation of DNA-templated transcription. The record is from RefSeq and is a predicted model, not a curated record.
AUAUGUUGCAUUUCGACGAUGGCCUUCAAAUAAUAUCACGAAUCACACCGCCUAAACCGUAUUCCCCACUAGAGGGAGUUGGGGUUUAGGGUUUCGAACUUUCAACUUCAACUUCCAAAACUUUUUUUAGGUCUUUUGUCGUCCCAUUUGGGCGUCUCUAUUCCAAAAUACUUUGGGGAGGGAAAAAUCAAAUUCCCAAGUCCCCUCGCCUCUCUAAUUCUCUGAUCCAAUCGAUCAGUUCGAAGCAGAGCUCGACCAUUUUCUCAAGUUGAGAUAUAUCUUUCUUUGAAGUCAUGAAUACCACUGUGCAUAGAACUCCCAACUCCGGGAGCCGUUCAUUGUUCUACCAAGAUUUAGCAUCUCCUGUUACGACACGGAAAGGAAAAUUUUCAACUCCAGGCCAGGCAGCUGCUGUUUCUGCUUUAUGGCGGGAGAAUUUUGGAAACUCAGAUCUUCCUCCUCCUCCGGUUUUCACUUUGGAAGACCGCUCGGUUUCAGAUUUUUCUCCCGAAUCUGGGAUUCCUGAUUAUCCUGUUUCCCCAGAAACUAAAUCAGACCCCAGGACCCCUAUCCGAAGGCAUGACUUCUCUUCGCCGACGAAAAACAAGUCAAAUGCCAGCACUUCUUAUACACCAAUCAAUGGACAACCAAGCCGGCAGGGAUCGGCUGGCUUUAGUUGGUGGUCAACAUCGAAAGGUGGUGGGAGCGAGCGAGAAGAUAAGGGAAAAAGUUCACCAGUCGAAGGUGUGAUUCAACCUGGUGCAUUAAUCACACUUCCAACCCCGAGGGAAGUUGCCAGACCGGAGGUGGAAAGAAAUUGCUUGCCUUUAGCAAAACUGAAUGAGGAGGAAUGGGUUACUGUCUAUGGAUUUUCCCCUGCUGAUACAAAUCUAGUUUUGAGGGAGUUUGAGAAAUGCGGUGAGAUCUUGAAACACCUUCCUGGUCCAAGAGAUGCUAAUUGGAUGCACAUUCUUUAUCAGAACCGAUCUGAUGCCCAGAAGGCUCUCAAUAAAAAUGGUAUUCAAAUUAAUGGGGUGCUAAUUGUUGGUGUGAAACCAGUGGACCCAAUGCAUCGGCAGGCACUAGAUGAAAAAUUAAACAAUCCGGGAUUCAUGGUUAUCCCACCGGUAUCUUCUCGAACCUCAGAACUCCUUGCAACGAGAGGACCCAUGCUUCCCUACAGUCUUCAAAAUGGUAACACUAGUGCACGGCACUCAGGAGGUGCCAUCGCUUCACCAUCAAAAUCAUUAGUAUCUAAGGUGAUGGAUUUGAUGUUUGGAGUCUAAGCUCCUCCUCGACUUCGUGUGGCAAGUAAUUCCUUGAAAUUUGAGAGCUUACACAUUGAUUAGGCGUGAUAUUUUAUGGACUCUUAUAACUGUGUGCAAUGUUCACAUUUCACCGUC